This is a messenger RNA of Alternaria postmessia, 978 nucleotides long. RefSeq lists its product as uncharacterized. The record is from RefSeq and is a predicted model, not a curated record. NCBI's taxonomy places the organism in Eukaryota, Fungi, Ascomycota, Dothideomycetes, Pleosporales, Pleosporaceae. The coding region runs from base 1 to 978 and encodes 325 amino acids. The transcript has 4 exons.
AUGCGGAUGUCUGAAGAAGACGUGUUGAGGCGAAGCCGUCUUGCAUUGCUGCUCUUGGCAUGUGACGCUAUGACCGCCACAGAAGUUGGCAGUCCGAUGACUCUUGCAGAGGAGGACAUCGAACUACAGCUACAUGCUGAACGUCGCUAUUUUGAAAGCUGUGUCACUUCGCCAAUAACGCCAUCCGCAGCUCACUACCAAUCUGCUGAACUUGAUUUCAUGACGACUUCUUUAUCUCUCAUGUUGUUUCUUCGAGAAAUUCUCAGAGCCGUCUACGCAGCUCGGCCUGUAACAACCCAAAGCGCAGCUUUGAAUGUCGUCGAAGACAAGCUGAGGCACUACAACACGAUCGUCACACCUCUCCCUCUUGCUCAACAGCAGAUACCGCCUGACGAUAGUUCACCUCAUCCAAUCUUCAGCCUUUUGCUUCGGCUGCGCCUUCUCUUCAACCGGUUGAUUUUCUACCGUGGAAUCGUGUUUGGUCGCAUUCGACAUGAGAAGCGGAUAUAUGACGAAGAAGCCCUUCUUGUUACAGUGGUUGACAUAUGUGAAGUCGUACGUUAUCUUGACUCGCAUCAGUUUCUACCUAUCUGUCCGGGUUGGACAACCACUGCUCUCUUUCAUGCGUCAGCUGUGCUAUUGAACUUUUAUGCUGGCAAAAGCUCUAUUGCGGCGUCUGAUAUAGCAAUCGACUUACCCACUCUUAUCAUUCAAUUGAUUGAGAACCUGGAGAAGAUGGAGGAGACAUGGAAUUUUGCUGCUUGGAUAGGCAGGGCAGUGAGGACUGCUUUGGACUCGGUCAAAAGGAAGGUGGAUCUUCGACAACAAAAGCAAAACCCGCCAACGCGAGAUGGUGAUUCCCUUGGUGCAGAACGUGAUCCUUUAACACCUCUAUCAGCAGAUAUGCCUCUCGACAAUGGUUUUAUGGAUAUUUUCGAUUGGCAUGCAAUCUUUCCCGAUGGAAUACCGUUCCAAUGA